AUGGGGAAGAGUGUGAGGGAAUUGGAAGUGGAAGACUUGGUGAAUGCAGGGUUGACUGUAGCUGAAGCCAACGAAGUACAUCGCGUUUUGAGGGAUAUUCUGUCUCAGUGUCUCUCUCCCACCGACCCCUCAUUCAUAUGGCGCCGCCUUCUCGCUCACAAACUCCUCAAACCAUCCUUUCCACACUCCUUCCAUCACCUUCUCUACCACUCUGUUUAUCACUCUGCUUUCCACUCUCAACAUGCUUCCCUUCCACUUUAUUGGUUCCCUUCUCUGUAUGUCUUUCUCUGCUUAUCACUUCUCACCACUGCAAUACUAACUCACCUACUAUCUCUCUCCAUAUGUCAAUCUCCACUCACUUCUCCUUUUCAUUUCAGGGAGCACUCCAAACGCACCAACCUUGGCCGUUUCAUGGAGACUCAUGCCCCUCAACUUUUAGGACUUUCCUACAAAGACCCAAUUACCAGUUUUCCUCUCUUUCAAAAGUUUUCUCUGUACUGGUCCCUUGUUCUGAAGGAACUUUCGGUCACCUUUGUUGAACCUCCCAAGUGCAUUUUAGAUACUUCUGACCCUUCUAGACAUGGAGGGACUUGGCUUCCCGGUUCCGUCCUCAACAUUGCUGAUUGCUGUGUGCAACCCAGUUCACAUCCCUACAAACCAGAUGACAGUUUAGCCAUUGUUUGGAGAGAUGAAGGUUUUGAUGAUUCCGAGGUUAAUCGUAUCACGCUUAAACAACUCCGACAACAAGUAAUGUUGGUGGCGAAUGCAAUAGAUACCAGAUUCUCGAAAGGGGAUGCAAUUGCCAUUGACAUGCAAAUGACUGUCAAUGCAGUGAUUAUAUAUCUAGCCAUUGUUCUAGCAGGAUGUGUCGUGGUAUCAAUAGCUGAUAGUUUUGCACCAAAAGAAAUUGCAACUCGACUGCGUGUUUCUAAAGCAAAGGGCAUUUUCACUCAGGAUUUCAUAUCAAGAGGUGGCAGGAAAUUCCCUUUGUACAGUCGAGUCAUUGAAGCAGCAGCAUGCAAAGCUAUCGUGCUUCCUGUGAUUGGUGAUGAUCUAGGUGUGCAAUUAAGAGAAUGGGAGCCAAAAGCAAUUCCUUGGACUCAACUUUCUCCGAUAAGAAGUGCUGCAGAUGGAUGGGCUUUCGUUGAUAUUCAACCUGAAGAUGUCUAUUGCUGGCCUACAAAUUUAGGAUGGGUGAUGGGACCAACACUUAUAUAUUCAUGCUUUCUAUCAGGUGCAACUCUUGCGCUGUACCAUGGAUCUCCUCUAGGCCAUGGUUUUGGAAAGUUCGUUCAGAACAUGAACCCCCCAUUACUGCUUCAUACACUAAUUGUCGCAAUGAUGUUGUAUUCUGCAUCAAAAGAAUUUGAUACACUGCCCAAAGAUCAUCAUUCAACUGCAAUUUUUCAGGAUGCAGGUGUCACUAUUUUGGGAACGGUUCCAAGCUUAGUAAAAACGUGGAAGAAUACACACUGCAUGGAGGGCUUGGAUUGGACAAAGAUAAAAACAUUUUGUUCGACUGGAGAAACUUCAAAUGUUGAUGAUGACCUCUGGCUUUCUUCACGGUCUUGUUACAAACCAAUCAUUGAAUGUUGUGGAGGCACUGAGCUUGCAUCUUCAUACAUCAUGGGAUGUCCACUGCAGCCUCAAGCUUUUGGAGCAUUUAGCACAGCAUCAAUGACAACUGGUUUGGUCAUCCUUGACGAAAAUGGAGUUCCUUAUCCAGAGGAUGUUGCCUGUGUUGGUGAAGUGGGCUUGUUUCCAAUAUAUAUGGGAGCAACUGAUAGAUUGCUUAAUGCUGAUAAUGAUGAGGUUUACUUUAAGGGAAUGCCAAUGUACAAAGGAAAGGUUCUUCGGCGACAUGGAGAUAUAAUCAAAAGAACUGCCGGAGGCCAUUUCAUUGUACAAGGAAGGGCUGAUGACACAAUGAAUCUUGGUGGAAUAAAGACAAGUUCUGUAGAAAUUGAGCGUGUCUGUGAUAGGGCUGAUGAAUGCAUUUUGGAGACAGCUGCAGUCAGUGUUGCACCUGCACAUGGAGGCCCAGAACAACUGGUUAUAUUUGUAGUUUUAAAGAAAGGGUACAAUUCAAAUGCAGAAACUCUAAAAAGGAAAUUCGCUAAAGCAAUUCAAAGCAACCUUAAUCCUUUGUUUAAGGUGAGCCUUGUUAAAAUUGUGCCAGACUUUCCUCGAACAGCUUCCAACAAAUUACUAAGGAGGGUUUUGAGAGAUCAAAUGAAGCAAACUGCAAAGGACACGUACAAAUCGGAAGUAUUAGACUCUCUUCGCUACUCUUGCCAACACCAAAUUGUAACUGCUGCCGGCAAAAAGGACAAAAUUUACCCCAAGCAGUGA
Sphenostylis stenocarpa is the source of this 2352-nucleotide messenger RNA. The record is from the annotation of a GenBank genome assembly. Lineage: Eukaryota; Viridiplantae; Streptophyta; Magnoliopsida; Fabales; Fabaceae.